This is a messenger RNA of Heteronotia binoei (common prickly gecko), 2529 nucleotides long. RefSeq names its product phosphatidylglycerophosphate synthase 1 (gene PGS1). The coding region runs from base 47 to 1726 and encodes 559 amino acids. The record is from RefSeq and is a predicted model, not a curated record. Gene Ontology annotation, cellular component: mitochondrion. Gene Ontology annotation, molecular function: CDP-diacylglycerol-glycerol-3-phosphate 3-phosphatidyltransferase activity. The transcript has 10 exons. Gene Ontology annotation, biological process: cardiolipin biosynthetic process. NCBI's taxonomy places the organism in Eukaryota, Metazoa, Chordata, Lepidosauria, Squamata, Gekkonidae.
AGCAUCUGCGGCUGCGUCACCCGGAAACGGAAGUAGCGAGGUUUCCAUGGCGGCGGUUGUGGUAGCCGAGGCGCCUGUUCUAUGGAGGCGGCUUUUAGAUUUUUUGCCCCGGGGAAGGCCUGCUUUGGCCGCGCUGCUUGGUCGGCUGUCGGACCGUUUGACUCGAGGUCGUGAACGCCGCGCACGCAGGUCAUCAUGGCUGUUGUUGGCUCCACUAUUGUCUCCUACUGUUCCUCAGUUAACGGCUCCACCUUGUUGCCUCUGCCCCGAGGGAUCCCAUAAGUUUCAGUGGAUCAGAAACUUUGUUCCAGAGUUUGGGAUUGCCAGUUCCCGUGUCAAAGUGCUUUCGUCCCCAACUGAAUUCUUUGAACUUAUGAAGGGACAGAUAAAGGUGGCCAAGAAGCGAGUGGUCUUAGCUUCACUCUACCUCGGAACAGGACCUCUGGAGCAGGAACUAGUGGAUUGCAUUGAAACAGCUUUAGAAAGAUCAUUGCAGGCAUGCGGUUCUUCCAGCCUCAGAGUGUCCAUUCUGUUAGACUUCACAAGGGGAUCCCGAGGACGAAAGAAUUCUCGGACCAUGCUCCUUCCACUCCUGAGGAGGUUUCCAGAGUGGGUCCGUGUCUCUCUCUUCCACACUCCAAACCUGCGUGGUCUGCUUCGACUCUUAAUCCCCGAGCGAUUCAAUGAGACCAUUGGGCUUCAGCACAUCAAGGUUUAUCUCUUUGAUGAUAAUGUGAUCUUGAGUGGGGCCAACUUGAGUGAUUCCUACUUCACCAAUCGUCAGGACCGCUAUGUGUUCCUGCAAGAUUCACCUGAGAUCGCUGACUUCUUCACUGAGCUAGUAGAUGCUGUCGGAGAUGUUUCCCUACAGUUACAACCAGAUAAUACAGUUAAAGUUAUGGAUGGGAUGGUCCAUCCUUAUCAAGGAGACAAGAUGGCCUAUUGUGAAGCAGCAAACAAAAGAGUGAUGGAAGUGAUCAAUUCCGCAAAGACACGACAAGAGUUGCUUCACGCUCAGACUUUCCACUGCAACCAGACAGAAGAUGUCGCACUGUCCAAAGAUCCAGAGGCAGUUGGAGACAGGUGGUCUGAACCAGACACAUGGAUUUAUCCACUAAUACAGAUGAAACCUUUUGGAAUUCAGAUAGAUGAGAUUGUCACAGAAACCCUCCUGAUGGAAGCGGAACAAGGUGCCCGUGUGCAUCUCACCACAGGGUACUUCAACCUCACGCAGGCCUAUAUGGACCUAAUUCUAGGCACAAGGGCAAAGUAUCAGAUUCUCCUAGCCUCGCCAGAGGUGAAUGGGUUCUUUGGGGCCAAGGGGGUGGCGGGUGCCAUCCCUGCAGCUUACGUUCACAUUGAACGACAGUUCUUCAGUGAAGUAUGCUGUCUGGGUCAGCAAGAGAGAAUUCGACUGCAGGAAUAUUCCAGAAGUGGGUGGACAUUCCAUGCAAAAGGCCUUUGGUUGUACCUGGCAGGAAGCAAUCUACCCUGCUUAACUCUGAUUGGUUCCCCUAAUUUUGGAUACAGGUCAGUUCAUCGGGACCUGGAAGCACAGAUCGCAAUAGUGACAAAAAACAAAUCUCUGCAGCAACAGUUCCAUCAGGAACAGGAGGAGCUUUACCUGCGUUCUGGUACUGUAUCUGCCUUGACAUUUGAGCAGCCUAAUCGUUAUGUCAAGCUGUGGGUGAAGAUGGUAACACCUUUGAUUAAGAACUUCUUCUGAAAAAGGUUGAAGGUCCAGACAUAGGUGGGGCCUCGCAUGCGUGUCUUGUACACAGGACACUCGUACAUGUUCUUGAUAUCCAUGCGAUCUACGGGGAUGGCUCUGAUGAAGAUGACGGGUGUCGGCGGUGUCAGCUCUUUCAGCCGUGCAUCAGUGAUAACACCCGUCUGAGUAUCCCAGCGAGCACCUGCCGUGGAAAAGAAUUCUUGAGACUGUGGCCUGCUGAUCCAUCCCAGAGGAUGCUUCGUUUGCAACAAGUGCUAAGGGAGGGAGGGAGCCCAGCACUGCCCACCUUCUGUCUUUAGCUGCAUGGCUAAAGGCUAGAUGCUUUGGCUUGGGGUGUACCUUGGGUGCUAGUAAUUUACUUAAGCAUUCGGCAGUGUUACAGCCAUAAAAGCUGGAUUCGAGCUGUGCCCUCGCUUUUAGCCUGCAGCAAGGUUCUGAUCAGUGUUUCUUUACUAUAGAAAACUGUGUUCCUCUUCCCUCUGCAACUCCCUUCUUUUUAGACCACUAGGCAAUAGAAACAUAAGUUCAUUGUCUAUAUUUGAUUGAGAGCAAUGAAUGGUCAGGCUUUUUCAGCCUCCUUUAAAAUAAUUGUUACUAGGCACAAAAAAAAGACAUUUAUCUUAUGUAUUACAUCCCAAGCCUUAUCUACACUUUGAAAAGGGAAGAUUUGAACCAACUCCAUCAAGCCAUUCCCUUUGCUCCUAAAAUGUCAGUCUGGCUAAGGACUAUAAAAUGGGCAUGUGCUGCCCCCUGCUGACAUGUUAACAAUUAGCAAAAUUAAAAAGGCAGCUACUCAA